Molecule: messenger RNA, 830 nt
Organism: Rubroshorea leprosula
Lineage: Eukaryota; Viridiplantae; Streptophyta; Magnoliopsida; Malvales; Dipterocarpaceae
Source: the annotation of a GenBank genome assembly
ACUAGUCCUUCCACCAUACCAUUUCCAAUUGUUCCUAAUUCCUCACCUAAUUCCUCCACUAUUCCCAUGUCUACUUCAUCCUGUACAUUCAUGUUCCUUGCAUAUUCACCACUUAUGCCAGCUACUUCUCCACCUACUGUGUCAAGCAGUCCGGUUGUUGCCUCUUCAUCACCCGCUACUCAUGAUCUUUCUAGUCAUGUAGUCCCUUCAUCCUCCAAUCAUGUUGUGAAUCAUGGAGCUAGAACUCAUUCCAUGGUUACACGGUCCCAAGAUGGCACUCGUAUGGUCCAUGUGUUACCUUCUUUGCUUGCUAUUGAUUGUGCUUUGAGAGAACCUAAAAAUUUUAAAGAAGCCAGUAAAUAUCCAACUGGUAGAGUGGAUGGCAAUGUUGAAAGAUUAAAGGCACGUCUUGUUGCUCAAGGUUGUGUUGACACUCGUCAGUCUAUUUCUGGUUAUUGCUUAUUUUUGGGUAAUUCUCUUAUUUCUUGGUCAUCCAAGAAACAACACACUGUUGCUCCAUCUAGUGCAGACGCUGAGUAUUGUGCUCUUGCAAAUGCUGUUGUUGAGAUUAAACCGGAACAACCUCUUGCUUACGGGUGCAAGAUUAAACCAUCACAAGUGAAUCUCAACUCACUCAACCCCUUCAAGGAUUAACCCAAUCCAAGAAGAAUACAAAACCCUUGUAAGACAAUAUACCCAAAAGCUUACAAGAAGAAAAGAAGAAGGAAAACCAAAACACUUUCAAACCCAGAACUGUUGCAGUUCGUCCUUCUUCUCUCUGAAUUUUUCAGAUCUGAAUUUGAUCAUUUUAAUAGAGAUUUGGAGCCUUG